Zerene cesonia (dogface butterfly) is the source of this 1540-nucleotide messenger RNA. RefSeq names its product leucine-rich repeat transmembrane neuronal protein 3. The transcript is spliced from 3 exons. Lineage: Eukaryota; Metazoa; Arthropoda; Insecta; Lepidoptera; Pieridae. The record is from RefSeq and is a predicted model, not a curated record. The coding region runs from base 76 to 1290 and encodes 404 amino acids. Gene Ontology annotation, molecular function: protein binding.
CUCCAAUUUCACACGAGAACGCCGCUAGAGCUGUUAAACAAUUUAUAAUGCACCUUUCAAAGGUGUGGUAUAAAAAUGUGGAUUUUAUUAUUAAUAUUUGUGUCCGUAUUGAGUGAAUCGUACUGUGUUUUGUGUCCGAAGCAGUGUGAUUGUGAUUCAGACAAUGGGUUGAAUAGAGCAACUUGCGUGGAUCAAAACAUAAUAUCCGUGGCGCUGGAUGUGCCAAAAGAAGUGCAAGUGUAUAGCCUGAGUCGAAAUGUUAUUAGUGAGUUGGAUAAUUUCUGUUUUAAGGAACUCGGUUAUAAGUCUAUCAAAGUGCUAGAUUUAUCAUACAACCAGAUAUUCUGGAUUGGUCUGCAUGCAUUCGCGGGGUUGAAGCAACUUGUUGAACUAAACCUGAGCAAUAAUAGGCUGAGGUACUUUCCUUCGGACGUGUUCUGGUAUACGCCCGAUUUAGACAUCCUCGACCUAUCGGCGAAUAUGUUUGAGUCUCUCAAAAAUGAACCAUUUAUUACACACAGUAAAUUACAGGUGAUAAACCUUAACAGUUGUCGCAUAAAAUCAUUACCAGAUCGGAUGUUUACACGCGUACCCAAUUUGAAGAAGUUAGAUUUAAGUGAAAACUACAUGGUCACAAUAAAUUUAGAUGUACUGCGGCCUUUGCGAAAACUGAAAAGAAUAGAACUGAGAAACGACUACUGGCAAUGCAAUGCUGACUUCAAAGCUACAGAAGAAUGGAUCAUAUCUCACGAAAUAGCUUACGACAAAAUUUGUAAACAGAGGAGUCCGAAAAUGUUUGAAAAAAUGAUCUCGGUAGUGGAAAUCGAAAAGAAACCUGUAGACAUUGAAACAGUAUGGAACUUAACGAAAGCGAAUGAAACGCAAGUACCUCCGAAUGAGACGCCGUUAACACCUUUCCAGAGGUUCGAUAAGAACUUUUCUGCACUCCAAGCGUUUGUGAUCGGUGUUGAAAUUGGUAUGGCUAUUGGCAUAAUAGCGACGUACGUAUGGUUGAGACGAAUUUGUUCAUGCCGUCAGCUGUUUAAUCGACCACAGACAAGGCGAGAACGCUGGAGAGUCAGAAGAAGGGAGGGGGACAUGAGGAAUCAUUUGUUGUGGAACGCGAUAGUGCAUACUGAUAUGGAAACCCCUCCCAUUUAUAGGAGGCAGGUUGAUACAGGUCCGUCGGCUCCACGGCUAUCCGGGGUUAGAGAAGGGAAUUCAAAUGGAGAUGAGGAACGAGCAGAGACUCCACCUCCGCCUUAUAACGAAUGUCGUGUUAAUGUGUAAAUUCAUUUAGUAGUUGUUUUGGUAACUAUUCAUAACUACAAAAAUAAUACUCUUCAAACUAAGUUAUUGCUGCACUAAUCACUGUAUAUAAUGAGAAUUAUUAACCAUUACGCCCAAUUUGUAAGAUUGCAUUUUAUAAUAUGUAUAUCUUUCAGUACAAAAUUAACAUUUUUUGGUAUGUGGUAGUCAAGCACGCUUCGGCACGAAUUGGGCCAGCUCGCGCCGGGGAAGUACCACACCCCCACAGAAG